This is a messenger RNA of Magallana angulata, 1255 nucleotides long. Its product is annotated as CD63 antigen-like. Lineage: Eukaryota; Metazoa; Mollusca; Bivalvia; Ostreida; Ostreidae. The transcript is spliced from 9 exons. The record is from RefSeq and is a predicted model, not a curated record. Bases 84 to 908 code for a protein of 274 amino acids. Gene Ontology annotation, cellular component: membrane.
CGCACCCCGGAAACGUGAUGCAUUACCAAGAUCCUGUUUACACAUUAGCUUACUAUUCUAGUUGCUGAACAAGAGAACUCAAAAUGGGGUUGGACUGUGGAGGAAAGAUGGGACAGUUUAUCCUUGUGAUAAUCAACACAGUGUUUUUGUUGAUGGGCCUGGGGUUGUUCAUCCCAGGAAUCGUCCUACAAACCAACAUUGACUUUGUGAGCGACGAAAUUAAGCCGGUUCUGGACCAGGUUAGCGUGACGGGAAUAGCCCUUGGUGACGUAGUUAAGAACCUCGGCAUCGGCUUCAUCAUCGUUGGGGUGUUUGUAUUCUUGGUUGCAGUGCUGGGGUUAAUGGGAGCCUGCUGCAAAAGCAAAUGUUUACUGACAAUCUACGCUAUUAUCGUGUUGCUCAUUCUGUUGUCCCAAAUUGUCGUCGUCAUCCUGUGGUUCACAAUGCAAAACCAGCUAAACUCUGUCGUAAAGGACGAGUUGUCGACGUCGUUAAAAAAUAACUUCCGCGAGGAUAAAUUGAACGGAUCCAACCAACUCAGUAACGGAUGGAACUACAUCUUUCUCACACUGAAAUGUUGCGGAGUGAACGCCGUGACGGCCGGAAAUGCCGGUGACUUUGCCAAUACGCCCAACUGGACAAAAGGUUCGAAGAAGAUCCCAACCUCCUGUUGCAUUGGAGUGACCGCUUCGAACUACACUGCACCACCAACAUGUACAGACAACGUUGCUGCGGGAACUUACUACACUUCGGGCUGCUAUGACGCUCUGAUCAACAAAUUCGACACUUCAAAGUACAGCAGCGUGUUCCUAGGUGUAGGGGUUACUAUCAUCAUCAUCGAGAUUCUAGCAUUCGUCAGUUCAAUUUUGAUGUGUAGAGGAAAUUAUGGCGAAGGAAACUUGGCUUAAGAUCUUCAUAUUCUCGCUAUGCUCGCCUCAAUUUGCAUUUGUCGGGGACAAGAAGAUUGAGAAAAAUUCACUGAAUGAAUAAAAAACCACGGAUACUUUUACCAUCAUAAAUUAACCAAACUAACUGUCAUAUUCGCAUAAAUUUUCGUGCGUGAGAAAGUAAAUUGCUCUUAAACAAAGAUGAAGAUUUCCUGUGGAAACAUCCCCCCAAAAGCGAAACAUUUGUAUUUCUCUCAUGUAUAGUUUUUGUACUGCAGUGAUAAACGUUUCCAGUUUUCAUUUUUUGUAUGAAAUAUCUCAAUUUUCUUUUGAUUUUGAUUAUUCAAUAAAUACAUGUACCUUCUAAA